UUAAUAAUGUAGUUUUAUCCGGUAAUUUCUUACUUCGUCCCUUUUAACUUUCAAGUGCUAAACAAGAUUUUGGCAAUGGAAAUAGAUUCCAUUUUAGACGACGAUGACUUAGAUAUACAAAUUUUGGAGGUUAAAAACAAGAAAGAAAAUGCACCUGUGGAAACAAAGCCAAUAAUUAAAAAAUCAACUUUAAAGAUCAAUCCAGUAGAAGAACAUUUAUUAAAGCAAUUACAUUGUGUACAUAAUCAAAUAGAACAGGCGAAAAAUAAUAUUGAACUUAUUGAGGCGGUAACGGAGACAACAUUAGACAAUUUAACUGCACAAAGUAGUUAUAGAGAAGAUGUUAGCUCAGAGUCGGAUAAUGAUCUAUAUUCAAGCACUGGCGAGCUGUAUAUAAAAGAAAAAAAGAAUAAGUUUUAUAAAAAGCGUCGAGUACUGCUUGUGCAAGAUCUUUGGCAAAGAGUUUUUGAUAACAAAUGGAUCAUUGGACUUUUGGUAGAGAGUACAACAUCUUGAUGAUGUUUUCAACUAAAUCUUUGAUGAGACGGCUGAUUGCUACAUAAUAGGUAUUUAUGGAACAUUAAGAGAUGCUACCUUAUCACCACCUUACUUCAGAACAAAGCAAAUUUUUGAUGAUAUCGUUCAUCAUAUAUCUAGCGAAAUUGCUUGGAGCAGUGUUUGAAGAUAUAUA
Messenger RNA from Ceratosolen solmsi marchali, 691 nucleotides. RefSeq lists its product as uncharacterized. Lineage: Eukaryota; Metazoa; Arthropoda; Insecta; Hymenoptera; Agaonidae. Bases 76 to 516 code for a protein of 146 amino acids. The transcript has 3 exons. The record is from RefSeq and is a predicted model, not a curated record.